Molecule: messenger RNA, 1343 nt
Organism: Melitaea cinxia (Glanville fritillary)
Lineage: Eukaryota; Metazoa; Arthropoda; Insecta; Lepidoptera; Nymphalidae
Gene: Ssdp
Product: single-stranded DNA-binding protein 4
Exons: 7
Coding region: 78-1343 (421 amino acids)
Biological process (GO): positive regulation of transcription by RNA polymerase II
Cellular component (GO): nucleus
Molecular function (GO): single-stranded DNA binding; protein binding
Source: RefSeq, a predicted model, not a curated record
UGAAGUUGAAUUUAUUGAUAUAAAGCGUUAAUGUAAAUAAUAAACAAUUUUAACAUAAACGUCGGCUUCCAGUCGAUAUGUAUGCCAAGGGCAAAGGCUCUACGGUACCUUCGGACGCUCAGGCUCGCGAAAAGCUGGCCCUAUAUGUCUACGAAUACUUGCUACACGUCGGGGCCCAGAAAGCGGCGCAGACUUUCCUUUCAGAAAUACGAUGGGAGAAGAACAUAACCCUCGGCGAGCCACCUGGGUUCCUCCAUUCGUGGUGGUGUGUUUUCUGGGACCUAUACUGCGCGGCGCCGGAGAGGCGAGAUACUUGCGAGCACUCCUCUGAAGCAAAAGCAUUCCACGAUUAUGGAUUCGUUAAUUCUGGAUAUGGUGUUAACGGUAUCGGCCACAACGCCGGCCCGGCGCCCCCAAACGACGGAAUGGGUGGAGGUGGUAUGCCACCGGGUUUCUUCCCCAAUUCCUCGCUCCGGCCGUCCCCACCCGCACCGCAUCCAGGAUCACAACCAUCGCCUCAUGGACCACAGCCUCAGCUAAUGGGGACAGGACAACCCUUUAUCGGACCUUGGUACUCCGGUGGACCGAGAUCAGCAGUCAGGAUGGGCAUGGGAAACGAUUUUAAUGGACCUCCAGGCCAGGGUAUGAUGGGGAACUCGCUGGAGCGUGGUGGCGGGGGCGGUGGCGCGAUGCUGGGAGGUCCCCGCAUGACGCCCCCGCGGCCCGGCAUGGGCCCCAUGAGCCCGGGGGCCUACGCGGCCGGCAUGCGAGGCCCCCCGCCGCAGGCUCCAGGUAUGCCACCAAUGGGGAUGGGUCCACGAGGCGCAUGGGCCGGCGGCAGCGGGGGUGCCGCUGGGGGCUCCGCCCCUCUCAACUACAGCGGGGGCUCGCCCGGCGCGUACGGAGCGCCUCCGGGCUCUAACGGGCCCCCCGGGCCCCCGACACCGAUAAUGCCAAGCCCCCAGGAUUCGUCGAAUUCCGGCGGCGACAACAUGUACACGCUGAUGAAGCCCGUGGGCGCCGGAGCCCUAGGGGCGGAGUACCCGCUCGCGGAGCACGGGCCGCCGGCGCAGCACCUGCCUCAAACCUCCACCGCCGAAGGGCUGGGCGGCGUGGACGGCAUGAAGUCGUCGCCGGGUGGAGUCGGCGGAGGAGGGCCCGGGACGCCGCGCGAGGACUCCGGCUCCGGCAUGGGUGAUUAUAACUUAAGUUUCGGGGGGCCGGGAGGCGAUCAGAACGACCAGACUGAGUCGGCGGCCAUCUUGAAAAUAAAAGAGAGUAUGCAAGAAGAAGCGAAACGAUUCGAGAAAGAUCCAGACCACCCGGACUACUUCAUGCAGUGA